ACGACUGAAGCUCAUUAUAGUUCAAUGCUGGAGCUGUCAAGUACAGCAGAGGUUGGAGGAGAGAGGGUUUGCGAAUUGCACGCAAAAAAACUGCAUGAACUCGCUGCUGGCAUGUUUUUGAUAAGAAUUGUAGUGUGGCGAACUCCUUGCAGUUAUUUUCUUUUCUUCAGAGUGUUUGGUUCUAAACCCGGUGUGAGAAUGACCCUGCAGAAUGGGCUGGUGUUACCUGCUGCCAAAAACUGUUCCCAUGCAGUCACAGUAGCUAGCACAGCAGACUACAACAACAGGAACACCAUGAGAUGGGACCUGACCCCAGACCAGAUCAAGAACAUGACAGAGAGCCUGGUCCAGAGGAUCAAACAGGUCUACGAUGACAUCGGAUCUCUGGAUGUAGAACAAGUGACCAUUAAAAACACCUUAAAAGCCCUGGCCAAUGCCAAAUUAGAAUAUGCAGCACAGCGCCAUGUUCUGGAUUUUCCCCAAUACGUGUCUGCUUGUAAGGAGGUGCGCUCAGCGAGCACAGAAGCAGACAAGAAGCUGUCUGACUUUGAUGUGGAGACAAGUAUGAGGGAAGAUGUGUUUCACAGAGUGAUUGCCUUGCAGGAGAAGCAGCUGGACAAUCUAACGCCUGAGGCCAAGAGAUUCUUAGACCGUCUUAUCACAUUAGGGAAGAGGAAUGGAUUGCACUUGUCAAAGGAUAUACAGGAGGAAGUCAAAAGAUUGUCAAAACUCAUCAAUGAACUCUCAAUCGACUUCAACCAAAAUCUAAAUGAGGAAAACACGUAUCUAAUAUUCAGUGAAAAUGAACUAAGUGGCCUAGCGGAUAGCUAUCUGAAUGGUCUGGAGAAGACUGAGGACAGGCGGUACAAGGUAUCAUUGGCAUACCCUCACUACUACCCUCUGAUGAAGAGGUGCCACAUGGCUGAGACCAGGAGGAAGAUGGAGACUGCUUUCCAUAGCAGAUGUAAGGAGGUAAACACAGUCAUUCUGGAGAAGCUGAUUGAGCUGAGGUCAAAGGUGGCACAGCUACUGGGUUUCAGUACCCACGCCAACUGUGUGCUUGAGAUGAACAUGGCCAAGAAUACCAACAAUGUGGCAUGCUUUCUAGAUGAGUUCUAUGCUAAACUGAAGCCGGUGGGAAUCAAAGAAAGGAAGUAUAUCCUGGCCCUGAAGAAGAGGGACUGUGCCAUGCGGGGGAAGGCCUUCGAUGGACAGAUCAACGCCUGGGACCUGCCCUACUACAUGAACCAGGUGGAGCAGGUGAAGUUUGCUGUAGACAAGGACAAGCUGAUCGAGUACUUCUCUCUGGAGGUGGUGACAGAGGGGUUGCUCAGUAUCUACCAGGAACUGCUUGGCCUUAACUUUAAGCGGGUAACCAGCGCCCACGUGUGGCACGACAACGUCAGCCUCUACUCUGUACUGGACACGGCCACUGGGGAGGAGAUCGGCCGGUUCUACUUGGACCUGCAUCCCAGAGAAGGGAAGUACGGUCAUGCUGCCUGCUUUGGGCUCCAGCCGGGCUGCCUGGGGCCUGAUGGGAAACGUAUGCUGCCGGUUGCGGCCAUGGUGGCCAACUUCACCAAGCCUACGAAAGGUUGGCCCUCUCUGCUGCAGCACCACGAGGUGGAGACCUUCUUUCAUGAGUUUGGCCACGUCAUGCACGAACUCUGCUCUAGGACGACGUUCUCAGAGUUCAGUGGGACCCUGGUGGAGACAGACUUUGUGGAGGUGCCAUCUCAGAUGCUGGAGAACUGGGUAUGGGAGAAGGAGCCCCUGAGGAGGAUGUCUCGCCACUACAAAGACGGCAGCCCCAUCCCCGACAACCUGCUCAACAAACUCAUCGCCUCCAGAGUCGCCAACACAGGUCUGAUGAACCUGCGUCAGGUAGUGCUCAGUAAAGUGGACCAGUCUCUGCACACCAAGUCCCAUGCCGACACUGCCGAGGUGUUCGCCGAGCACUGCCAAGACAUCCUGGGGAUCCCCGCUACUCCAGGUACAAAUAUGACAGCUAGUUUUAGUCACUUGGCUGGGGGCUACGAUGGCCAGUACUAUGGCUACCUGUGGAGCGAGGUCUAUUCCAUGGACCUCUUCUUCAGUCGUUUCAAAAAGGAAGGAAUCAUGAACCCCAAGGUGGGGAAGGAGUACAGGAGGGUGAUUCUGGAGGCUGGUGGUUCUGUGGAUGGAAGGGACAUGCUGAAGACCUUCCUGGGUCGUGAACCUUGCCAGGAUGCCUUCUUUCAAUGCAAGGGAUUGGCCAAAGCUGAGGGAACACUGAAUGGUCGUCACUGACUCCAUCUCACUCCACAUUAAAGGGAUAUUUUGGGAUUUGGGCAAAGAGGUUCUUUAUCUACUUCCUCAAAGUCAGAUAAACUUGUGGAUACCAUUUUUAUGUCAAUUUUUAUGAAGGAAGCUGGAGGUAGUUUUGCGAGCCAAUGCUAACUAGCGUUAGUACAAUAACUGGAAGUCUAUGGGUAUCUCCUAGCGUCCCGGGUGGCACAGUGGUUAAGGGCGCUGUACUGCAGCGCCAGCUGUGCCACCAGAGACUCUGGGUUCGCGUCCAGUCUCUGUCGUCCGGGUUUGACUGACAUGUUUUGUAUGCCCAUCUUAUCAGGAGAUGGAGGGCUUGCCCGGUAGGGAUAUCCUUGUCUCAUCGCGCAGUGACUCCUGUGGUGGGCCAGGUUGCCAGGUGCGCGGUGUUUCCUCCAACACAUUGGUGCGGCUGGCUUCCGGGUUGGAUGCGCGCUAUGUUAAGAAGCAGUGCGGCUUGGUUGGGUUGUGUAUCGGAGGACGCAUGACUUUCAACCUUCGUCUCUCCCGAGUCCGUACGGGAGUUGUAGCGAUGAGACAAGAUAGUAGCUACUAACAAUUGGAUACCACGAAAAAGGGGUAGAAAAAAAGAGAUUACAUCUGUUGUUCAUGCUAGCAGAUACCCAUAGACUUCCAGUCAUUGUGCUAACGCUAGUUAGCAGUGGCUUGUAAAACUACUUCAAACUGACACUAUUGUUUUGCUUUUUACCUUCACUUGACCUUUUCCAAAUGUUGUUGUGUUACGGCCUGAAUUUAAAAUGGAUUCAAUUUAGAUUUUAUGGCACUGGCCUACACAUAAUGUCAAAGUGGAAUUCAGUUUUUCUAUUAAUUAAAAAGUAUGAAAUGUC
Messenger RNA from Oncorhynchus masou masou (cherry salmon), 3155 nucleotides. It is a transcript of the gene nln, whose product is annotated as neurolysin (metallopeptidase M3 family). The record is from RefSeq and is a predicted model, not a curated record. Gene Ontology annotation, cellular component: mitochondrial intermembrane space. Gene Ontology annotation, biological process: proteolysis; peptide metabolic process. NCBI's taxonomy places the organism in Eukaryota, Metazoa, Chordata, Actinopteri, Salmoniformes, Salmonidae. Gene Ontology annotation, molecular function: metalloendopeptidase activity. The transcript has 13 exons. Bases 25 to 2289 code for a protein of 754 amino acids.